This is a messenger RNA of Emiliania huxleyi CCMP1516, 663 nucleotides long. RefSeq lists its product as hypothetical. Gene Ontology annotation, cellular component: nucleus. Gene Ontology annotation, biological process: rRNA processing; regulation of gene expression. The record is from RefSeq and is a predicted model, not a curated record. The coding region runs from base 1 to 663 and encodes 220 amino acids. NCBI's taxonomy places the organism in Eukaryota, Haptophyta, Isochrysidales, Noelaerhabdaceae. Gene Ontology annotation, molecular function: ribonuclease III activity; double-stranded RNA binding. The transcript has 3 exons.
AUGUACGUGGUCGGCUGCUACAUCAACGGGGCGCUGGUGGCGAGCGCGCGCGGCCUGUCGAUCACCGACGCCCAGAUGGGCGCCGCGCUGCGCGCGCUCGAGAGCCUGCACCUCGCCCCGGAGGAGCCGGAGGAGCCGGAGGAGGGCGAGGUCCUCAUCGGCGCGGCCGUGCGCUGCGGGAUGCACCGCUGCGUGCGGCACAAGGACGCGCUCUUCGAGGAGGAGGGCAGCCGCACGCGCGGCAAGAUGCUCGCCGACGCCUUCGAGGCCUUUCUCGGAGCGCUGUACCUCGACCGGCAGCCGCUCGGCCUCGGCCUCGCCGCCGUCAAGGCCUUCACCGCCGCGACCCUCUUCGAGGAGGAGACGGACGCGACCGUCGACGAGCGACGGUGGAUGGACCCGAAGGCCCGGCUGCAGCACUGCCUCAACGAGUUCUCGGCGCUCACCGGCGCGCGGCUGAGCAAGACCUUCGAGCUGCUCGAGGAGUUCGGCCCGGCGCACGAGCGCAUGUACGUGGUCGGCUGCUACAUCAACGGGGCGCUGGUGGCGAGCGCGCGCGGCCUGUCGAUCACCGACGCCCAGAUGGGCGCCGCGCUGCGCGCGCUCGAGAGCCUGCACCUCGCCCCGGAGGAGCCGGAGGAGCCGGAGGAGGGCGAGGUGUGA